AUGCUAUCCUAUCAGGCUCCAGUUCAGCAACAGUCAACUCAAAUGAUGCAAACGACGAGGUCAGGUCGACCCUUUGUCAAGGAUAUACAUGAUUUGUUUUCAACUUUAAUAAUCUCAUUACCGAUGGAAACGCAUCGAAAUUUGUUUAAAAGUUAUGCAAACUCAUUUACAACGGAAGAAACCAUAGCGAAUUUAGGAUCAUUAAAAUUUACACAAUCAAAUCAUAUGGCAAAAUCUAUAUGUCAAACAUUUCAGGAUGCAAGGUUAUUUGAAAAUUUAACUGAUUCUAAUAAUAGAAUAUUUAGGGAUAAAGGUGUUUAUGGUCUUACCCCAAAAGGGACAUACAUAUUAGAAAGAUUUGUAUCAAGAAAUGGUAUAACAGCCCCUCAUUUGGCAAAAAUCUUUUCUUCACAAUCAAUUCAAAUCAGAUUAUUCGCCUUGGAAAGAGAUCCCGAAACCGAUUCCAUUAAUUUAUCAAAACAAAAUGUUGAAUCGGUUUUUAGAAGGUUUGCCGGUCCAAGACCGAACUUUAAAAUUCCAAAUGAAAUAGUUUCAUCAAAUGACCAAAACAUCUUUUCGGUUGAUCGUAAUCUUGGUAUUGAAGUUAAAGAACGUUAUAUUAAUAAUAAAUGGUAUCAUUUUACAUUUUCCGGAGCGAACGUUUGUGACUGGUUAUGUGAGUUUACAACCUUAAUCUCAAAAGAGGAGGCGAUGAAAGUUGCGACCGAAUUCAUUCGUCUAGGUUUUUUAGAACCUAUUAAUAGUAAAGUGAAUGAUACAAAAAAAAGUACAAAAAGGCGAGAUCGUUCAUUAUUUAAAUAUUCAAAAUCCACGUAUUACAACAUCACGGAAGAAGGUCGACAACUCGCUUUAUGGGAUGAACAUCUACCAGCAAAGAAAGAUUCAGGAGUAUAUUUAUCACCACAAUUAAAUGAUGGUAAAUCACAAAGAAGUUCAUUAAUUGAGAAUAAUCAAGUGAUUAAAGAAUCAAAUACCAAAAAACUUCAACAAAUUUUAGAUGACUCAAAUUUAUGUUCACUAUUUAUGAACUUUUUAAAAUCUACCUUAUGUGAAGAAAAUUUAUUAUUUUUAUUAGACGUUCAAAAAUUUAAAAUUAGAUAUAAUGCCGAUGUUAACGAAGAUGGAGAAUGUAGAGAUCCCAAAGAACAAUUUUAUUUAAUUUCCGAUGCUUUUAAAAUUUAUAAUACUUAUUUAGCUCCCGCUUCUCUUAAUGAACUUAAUAUCGAUUUCAAUUUAAGACAAUCGAUGACUCGAUAUAUGACUUCAAUUGCCUCGGGACAUAAUGAUAAGCGGCCGAAAUCUACUGCUUCGGAUCAACCACCUCAAAAAAAUCCUAUAACCAGUCAUUUAUAUGAUGAGAUUCAACAUGUUAUUUUCAGUUUGGUGGCUACCGAUUCUAUUCCUAAAUUUAUUAGAACUAAAGAAUUUUUAGCCUAUACCCAAUGA
Funneliformis caledonium is the source of this 1467-nucleotide messenger RNA. NCBI's taxonomy places the organism in Eukaryota, Fungi, Glomeromycota, Glomeromycetes, Glomerales, Glomeraceae. The record is from the annotation of a GenBank genome assembly.